Molecule: messenger RNA, 1317 nt
Organism: Vicia faba (fava bean)
Lineage: Eukaryota; Viridiplantae; Streptophyta; Magnoliopsida; Fabales; Fabaceae
Source: the annotation of a GenBank genome assembly
AUGUCAGAUUGUAAGGUAACACUUGAUUCAAAACUAACGGUUGUUUCAAGUAGACCUGUGAAAUCGGGUAUGACCCAUAAGUUGCUGGGAGUGGACCAUGGCAUGGGUUAUCAUACACUGCAUUUGAUAUUUUACUACAAGAAUGAAGAAAAGUGGUUUGAGUCAUUUGGAUUGGAUCCAUUGAGGGAAUCAUUGUCUGAGGUUUUGUCUUUAUACCCGACAGUAACAGGUCGGUUGGGCCGGGAGACGGAAGACGGUGGUGAUUGGGAGGUUAGGUGUAACGACGCCGGUGUUCGGGUCAUAAAGGCUAAUGUGGAUAGUACUAUUGAAGAAUGGCUAUCAUCGUCUAAGGGUGGCUCCGAUGAAGUGCAGCUUAUCGCUUGGGAUGAUAUGCCUCUUGAUACAAGUACAUGGUCUCCUUUCCGAAUUCAGAUAAAUAGCUUCAAGGAAGGUGGAAUUGCAAUUGGAGUUAGUUGCACUCACAUGAUAGCUGAUCUAACAUUCUUAUCAUCUUUCUUCAAAUCAUGGUCACAAAUUCACCGUCACGUGAUUCCCAUUUCUCACCCACCUUUCUUUACUCCAGUUUCAUUCACUUCUUCACCAAACAACAACAAUAUGAUGAGUCCAAAUUCAGGACCAAAACCACAAACAAACAUAACCUCUGCCACUUUCAAAUUCUCAAGUUCAAUCAUAAAACAAUUGGCCUCAAAAUGUCCUGGUGCCACGGCUUUUGAUAUCCUCGCAGCUUUGUUUUGGUCUCGUGUUACUGGUUUGAAGGAUUCUAAAAUGUGUAAACAAAAUCAUUCUUUAUCGAUCUGUCGAGACUUUAGAAAUCUUAUCAACCCGAAUCUCCCAGUUGAUUAUUUCGGAAACGCUUUACAUUUUUCGAAAUUUUCACUAAACUCCAAAGAAAUUAAGAAUGAAAACAAAAUAGAAGACAUAGCAAGUUUAAUACACAUGCACAUGAAAGAUGUUAGUGAGAAAGAAAUUUGGUCUUCUAUAGAAUCGUUUGAGUCGGAAAAAGAAUCGACACCGAAAUGCAUGUAUGGUUCUUCUGAGUUAACAUGUGUUUGCAUGGAAGAGGAAGAGACAGAACCGUUGUUGUAUGAAUCAAUGUUUGGUGAUAAUGAAAAACCAGCUCAUGUUUCGUGUCGUAUUGGGAAUGUUGGUGGUGAAGGUUUGGUUAUAGUGAUGCCAUCUUCAGAAGGAGGGUUUGCAAGAAAUGUGAUAGUAAUGUUGCAAGAAGAAGAAGUUGAUAAACUAUGUAAGGAUGAAGAAAUAUUGAAGCUUGAACCAACGAUUAUAUUUUCUGGUUGA